AUGAAUACAGAAAACAAUUAUUCUUCAUGGUAUCAGAGCCUCUUUCCUAAACCCUAAAAUUUUUCUCUCCUUCGUGCGCAGCUCUCCCGUCGCACCAAACCCUAGCGCCGCCUGCCUUCUCCAGCGCCGGCGUCUCUCUCGUCUCCCAGUUGUCUCCCAGCGGCGCCACCACCAGUCAUCUCUCCCGUCUCUACAGCGGCUGUCUUCUCCACAGCACCAGCCACCAUCAUGUCCGAGAAAGCAGCCACCCCCGACAAGCCCAUCUCCUCCGUUUCUACUCCUCACUUGGCAUUCACCACCAUCUCCAAUGUGAAGCUUCACGUUCCAAUUCUGUUGAGCUUUACGGAACCAAACUACAAAAAGUGGAGCAGUCUAUUUCUCCUACUGGUUCGUCGCUUCUCCUUUGGGGACUUCCUCACCGGGAAAUCAGUCCCGUCCAGUGCCGACGACAUCGAUUGGCAUCAACUUGAUGCACUUCUCCAAGGGUGGAUCCUUUCUACGAUCAACGACGAAGUCUCCGAUCUCGUGAUCUCCUCCACCAACUCGGCCGCGGAACUUUGGCGAUCCAUUCACUCUCUUUUCCAUGACAACAAACCCGCCCGAGCCAUGCAGUUGGAACAUCAAUUCCGGACGACGAGGAAAGGCUCUCUGUUCAUCUCGGUCUAUUGUCAAACCCUCAAGAAUAUCGCCGAUUGGUUGGACGACGUAGAUGCCCCCGUCUCAGAACAACAACUGGUGUUACAAGUCCUUCGGGGGCUGCCGGAUGACAUGCGGGGUCAGACGUCCUUCUUGCAGUUUCAAACACUGCCUCCGACGUUCCUUCAGACCCGAUCAGCCCUCCUCCUCUUGGAGCGUCAAAAAUCAGAAUUGGAGGACGACUCCUCCACUGGCACGGCUCUUCUCUCGUCCGGCAGCCCUGGCGCCCCCCAUCACAGCCUCGCUGGCGGAGGCCGCGGGCAUCACAGCAGCAGCAGCGGCCAGGGACAGCAGCACCAUAGCGGCGGCGGUGGCCGUGGCCGUGGCGGUCACCGCAACCGCGGUCGAGUUGGCGAGGAGAACGCGCCGGGCAGCGGCAACGACACGGGAGGUAUCGGCUCGACUCCGGACGGGGUCCAGGCGCUGUUCGGCUUGGGGGUGACCGCGGAGCAGCUCCAGGCAGCCGUUGCGGAACUUUCCGUAAUGGGUGGGAACGUGCCUGGCGCCGGAGUUGGCAAAGCUCCGCCCGGUCCCCAUACUGAACACGCUGCCACAAGGGGAAGAAGACCCGGAGGAGUAGAAGGAGGCCCGGCAAAGGCCCGGUGUUCGAGGAGGGCUCCAUACAGCCAGCCCAUCUUGCGGACGGUAACCCCGUUCACUCCGAGGGUCAUGUCGAUUCCACUACCGGCAAACUUUCAGCCGUGGCAGAUCAAGGCCUACAACGGAACGACGGACCCCCAAGAUCAUUUGUCCAAGUUCUACGCUUCCAUGGAAGCGGCGGCAGCCCCGGACGAGGUCAAGUGCCGAUGCUUUCUCACGACGCUAGAGGGCUCCCCGUGCGAUUGGUUCAACCGGCUCCCGAAGGGAACCAUUGACGAUUGGGAUACGCUAGCAGAGAAGUUCUUGAUGCAUUUUGCGGCCAACCGAAGGCAGAGGCUACCUUACUCCCACCUGCUCAACAUAUGCAUCCGCAAGGGAGAGAAGGUCCGCGACUUCAUAGUCCGAUGGGAGAAGGAGGCUAGAGACGUGCACGGGGCGGAUGACCAAGCUUUGGUGGCCAUGUUCCAAGCAGCCCUUCCCCGCGGAGAGGUAAGGAAGGAGCUCCGCAAGAAUCCUCCCCCCACGUACCAAGAAACCUUGGCGCGCGCUAAGUUCUUGGCCUCGGAGGAGUUCGAUGAUGCCCCCGACUCCGAGGCCGCGCCGGCCAAGCGAGCUCCCGUAGACUCAGGGGAGAUAGCGAAGAAGAGGAAGAAGAAGAAAGAUUACACCGUGGGCCCGAGGACGCCCUCGGCGGGAGUAUACUCCGUGGGCGCACCCGUGGGGACGGGUCGGGAGCUUACCCUCUCCCCGCUCCCUCGCGUAGAGGCCUACGCGAAGGAGAUGCAGCGACUCAUCGCCCGAGGGCCGGCUCCGCGAGACGAUGGAGCAGCUCCUUCCCGUGGUCCGCCGGAAGGAAGAACGUGGAGGAAGCCGACCGAGCUGGUCGCGGUGGCCACGCAUGCGAGGAACCCCGAGAAGAGGCACAUUGGGCAAGAGUGUGAUGGUCUAGACGAGGACGAAGCCCAAGGAUAUCCGGUGGGAUUCAUCCACGGAGGAAAUAUUGGCGGGGACUCCGCCGCUCAAAGGAAGAGGUGGAAGCACAUGGCCUUCGUCGCCAAGGUCCAACAGGCGCCGGCGCCCAAGCUCGGGAGACGAGAGCAAAUCCAAUUCACGAAGAAGAAUCUUCCAAACACGCCGAGCCCCCACCGGGAUGCCUUAGUCGUGAGGAUAGAGAUCAACAACGCCAUAGUGCACCGCACCUUGGUGGACACGGGAAGCUCGGUCAACAUAAUGUAUGAGAAGACCUUUCAAGACCUCGGCUUGGACCGCAUAGACUUAAGGCCCGUGCGCUCUCCUCUCUCUGGGUUCACGGGGGACUCCAUCGAGGCUGAAGGAGUCAUCACCGUGCCCGUGAUAGUAGGGGAUGGUGCGCACAAGGCCAAGUUGAAGAUGGAGUUCAUGGUUGUGAGCAUCAGCUGCGCGCACAACAUGAUCCUAGGACGGCCCGGCCUUGAGAACAUGAAAUGUGUGAUCUACCCAUACUACUUGUGCAUGAAGUUCCCCACUCCUUCGGGAAUCGGGGUGGCGAGGGGAGACCAAAAGUUAGCUCGAUCGUGCUAUGUCCGAAUCACAAAGAAGUUGCCAAGAGAUGAGAUGUUGGUCGUGCAUGCACAAGAGGAAAUGCGGAAGCUGGAGGCACGGCCGAAGGCCGAGCCCGCCGAGGAGGUCGAGGAGGUGCCGCUCGAUCCUCGGACACCCGAGCGGAAGGUGAAGGUCGGGGCGAGCCUAACCGGGAGCCAGCGGAAGCGCUUGGUGGACGUGCUCGCCGCCUACUACGUGAUCUUUGCGUGGGGACCCGGGGAAAUGCCGGGGGUGGACCCCACAGUCAUAUGUCACCGCUUGGCAAUCAACCCGGAGUCUAGGCAGGUGAAGCAGAAGAAGCGUUUCCUCUCAUCCGAGCGGAGGGAGUUUGUCUCUAAGGAGGUGGCCACCAUACAGAGCAUUGGGCAUAUUAGGGAGGCGAGGGUGGAGCUCAGCACUUAUACGGUGAAGACACUGAGGGGUGCCGAGCUCAGGUACUCAGUAGCCGAAAAGACGGUUCUGGCCGUGGUUUCAACCGUGCAACGGCUGACUCCCUACUUCCAAGCUCACCCGGUUCAAGUGCUCUUCCAACAGCCCAUAGGUGCGCUGCUCAGGAGCCCGAACGCGCCCUCCCGCAUGUCCAAGUGGGCGGUAUUCCUUGGAGCCUUCCAAAUCGAGUUCAAGCCAAGGCCAGCGAUCAAGGGCCAAGCGCUAGCUGACUUCGUGGUAGAGUGCACCGCUCGGGAGGAGCCGAGCCCGGAACUUGAAACCGAUGACUGGUGGAUAGUUUUUACGGACGGCUCCUCCGCCGCCAAAAACUCGGGGGGUGGAGUGGUAGUCAUCGCGCCCGAAGGCUUUAGAGCAUAUUACUCAAUUCGAUUCGGUUUCAAGGCAUCAAACAAUGAGGCGGAAUAUGAAGCGCUCCUAUGCGGACUACGCCUAGCAGCCGGGAUGAACGCGACAAAGCUAAGGGUAAAGUGUGACUUGAAGCUAGUGGUCGGCCACGUCUCGGGAGAGUUCGAGGCGAAGGAUGAAAGAAUGAAGAAAUACAGAGAUACCGCCCUAGAAUUACUUAAGAGCUUCACCGCAUAUAGUGUUGAGCAGAUCCCUCGGGCGGAGAAUGCCGAGGCGGAUAUCUUGUCGAAGGUGAGCUUAGACACGCCCGAGCAUAUCAGGCGAAUGGCGAACGUGGAAGAGAUGUCCGAGCCGAGCAUCCAUGCUUUCCCUGUGGCAGUGAUCUGUGCUCGGCCAAGAGAUUGGAUGGACGACAUAGUCGCCUUCCUGAAGGAUGGCGCCCUCCCGGACGAUGCAAUAAAGGCCAAGUUGGUCCGGAGUAGGGCACCUGGGUACACUUUGGAGGGCGAAAAGCUAUACAAGCGAGCGUACAACGGUACGCUGCUCAUGUGCCUCCGACCAGCUGAAGCGGAGCAAGUCAUGGAGGAGGUGCACGCAGGGAUCUGCUCCGCCCACCAAGGAGCCUACGCGGUGUCAAGGAAGAUAACCCUUCAAGGAUAUUUUUGGCCAACAAUUGUUAAGGAUUGCGCGGAGUUUGUGAGGAAGUGCAAGGUGUGCCAAGAUUUCCAGAAGGUACUGGGGAGGCCUUCAACAAACUAUACCCCCAUCAGCACGGCCAUCCCGCUCGCACGGUGGGGGGUGGACCUCGUGGGCGCGCUUCCUAGAGGUACCGGGAACGUAAGGUACGUCAUUGUAGCCAUUGACUACUUCACUAAGUGGGUGGAGGCGGCCCCAUUGGCAAGCAUCACCGGAGCUCAAUGCCGGAAGUUUCUCGCAAAGCAAGUCAUCUGCCGCUUCGGCGUUCCCGAACACAUAAUCACGGACAAUGGAACAGAAUUCGAGUCCAAGCCCUUCAACAACUUCCUUGAAAGUUGGGGGAUCAAGCACAGCUACGCGUCGGUUGGGUACCCACAGACGAAUGGGCAGGUCGAGAACGCCAACCGAACGAUAGUCGACGGGCUAAAGCAGAAGUUAGAAGCUUGCGGAGGGGAGUGGGCAGAAGAGUUACCCUACAUCCUAUGGACCUACCGGACCACGCCCCGAAGGGCAACCGGGGAAACUCCCUUCGCCUUAUGCUACGGAUUCGAGGCAAGGGCACCCGCAGAAAUCUCCAUCGUAACCCACCGGGAGGAGAUCUUUGACCCCGAGUGCAAUGAGGAAGCCCUGGCAUGAAAGGCGAGAAGCGGCCUUCAUACGGGCAGAGAAUUAUCGAAGGAAAGUGAAGAGCUACCAUGACGGUCGCGUGCGCGCACGUGGGUUCGUCGAAGGAGAUUGGGUGCUGCGCAAGAGAACGGUGAGCCGCCCCCUAGAAGGUGGAAAGUUUUCCAAAAAUUACGAAGGCCCGUACAUCAUCAAAGAAGUGGUGGGCCAUUCGACGUUCCGCCUGCAGACGCCGAGCGGGGGGAUGUGCCCAGGACCUGGAACGCCGAGAACUUAGUUAUGUUUUA
Messenger RNA from Cuscuta campestris, 5279 nucleotides. NCBI's taxonomy places the organism in Eukaryota, Viridiplantae, Streptophyta, Magnoliopsida, Solanales, Convolvulaceae. The record is from the annotation of a GenBank genome assembly.